This is a messenger RNA of Elgaria multicarinata webbii, 2425 nucleotides long. RefSeq names its product ELAV like RNA binding protein 1 (gene ELAVL1). Bases 184 to 1164 code for a protein of 326 amino acids. The transcript has 6 exons. Gene Ontology annotation, cellular component: ribonucleoprotein complex. NCBI's taxonomy places the organism in Eukaryota, Metazoa, Chordata, Lepidosauria, Squamata, Anguidae. The record is from RefSeq and is a predicted model, not a curated record. Gene Ontology annotation, molecular function: RNA binding.
UGAGGGAACGAAGCGGCUCGUUGUGCGGCCGGAGGGACCUGAGCUGCUGCUGCUGCUGCUGCUUCCUCCUCCUCGUCCCUCCCCUCCCUUCUCCCCGACGCCGUUUUCGCCCUCCUCAUCCGCCGCCCUCCUCAUCGUCCCGCCGGAGCCGCAGCCCGUCGUCAGGUUUCUUUUCUAAUUAAAAUGUCUAAUGGUUAUGAAGAUCACAUGGCUGAAGACUGCCGGGACGAUAUUGGUAGGACCAACUUAAUCGUUAACUACCUUCCUCAGAACAUGACCCAGGAUGAGUUGCGGAGCCUGUUCAGCAGCAUUGGGGAAGUAGAAUCUGCCAAGCUUAUUCGAGACAAAGUUGCAGGACACAGCUUGGGAUAUGGCUUCGUGAACUACGUGACCGCUAAAGAUGCCGAAAGAGCAAUAAACACGCUGAACGGCUUGAGACUUCAGUCCAAAACCAUCAAGGUGUCAUAUGCCCGCCCAAGCUCUGAGGUUAUCAAAGACGCGAAUUUGUACAUUAGCGGGCUGCCACGGACAAUGACGCAGAAAGAUGUCGAAGACAUGUUUUCACGGUUUGGACGCAUUAUCAACUCGCGUGUGCUGGUUGACCAAACUACAGGUUUGUCCCGAGGGGUUGCGUUUAUCCGGUUUGACAAACGGUCAGAAGCUGAAGAGGCCAUUUCGAGCUUCAACGGCCACAAGCCCCCCGGCUCCUCCGAACCGAUCACGGUGAAAUUUGCCGCCAACCCCAACCAGAACAAAAACGUGGCAUUGCUCUCACAGCUGUACCACUCGCCAGCUAGACGGUUUGGCGGGCCUGUCCAUCACCAGGCACAGAGAUUCAGGUUCUCUCCUAUGGGUGUAGAUCACAUGAGUGGGCUUUCUGGUGUAAAUGUCCCAGGAAACUCCUCUUCGGGCUGGUGUAUCUUCAUCUACAACCUCGGCCAAGAUGCCGAUGAGGGAAUUCUCUGGCAGAUGUUUGGCCCUUUUGGCGCGGUGACUAAUGUCAAAGUCAUCCGCGACUUCAACACCAACAAGUGUAAAGGCUUUGGCUUUGUGACAAUGACAAACUAUGAAGAAGCCGCCAUGGCCAUAGCGAGUCUUAACGGCUACCGGCUGGGGGACAAAAUCUUGCAGGUUUCCUUCAAAACCAACAAGUCCCACAAAUAACUUCGCUCGUGGCUUUUUUUUUUUCCUUUUUUUUUUUUUUUUUGUAUGGAAUAGAUAAUUGAGUGACGGAAAAGUUUGAAAUCUUUUUUUUUUGGUUUUGUUUCGGUUAGUGUACAACUCAUUUUUUGCGCCAAUUUUCACAAAAAAAAGUUGUUUGUCUUUAGUCUAAAAUGAGACGUGGAAAAGGGUUUUAUAUUCUGGGAUGCCACCAACAUGUUCAAAUGUUUUGGAGGGUUGGGGUUGUCUUUUUUUAAAAAAGUCCUGCAAUGUUCUCAGUUUCCCCCCCCCCCCCCGCUCUUGAGUGGUUCUGUUCACGAAUGACCCUUGAGCCCCCAAAUCUAAAAUUAAUGGUAGGAACUACUCUAGGCCAGCAGUGAAAUUAUCAGGCAUGCCAUCUCUUAAGAGACUCCGCUGCACAUUUCGCUGAAUGGGUUUUGCGAAGUCUGGGACUUCAUCCAAGCUUCGGUAUAAUGUUAUCCCCAAUAACCCGGAGCGAAGCUUGGAAACCAAAGUUUUAGUUAGUAACAAAUUUUGCUUUUUAUCCAGUAACUUGCUAGUUAUAAUUCAUUUGUAGGAGGAAAGUCUGGUGAAUUUUGUAACCUCAUUCACCAAAUUGGUUGAUUGAUAAGCGAAAUGUCAAACUGGAAAAAACAUUUAUUUCCCUUUUUUUUUCCCCUUCAAAAGCCCAGUUUCCAAUAAGAAAGGACCAAAGAGUUUCAGAGAAACUCUGGGAAGAUUUCAGAGUGAAAAAAGAAACUCCAAAUCCAUCUUUGCCACUUCUUCAGAGUUCUUAUCUCUCAAGUUGCACGUCCCAGUGCAUUAACUUCCUGAUAAAACAAAUGUGGCAAAAUUUAAUGUUAACCUACUUUCAAAUACAAGUUUUAGUUUGACUUAACUGAGUUCUUAAGUUUCUUUUUUAUAAAACUGCUACAAACAUUUGAGCAUCAUAAUUUUUGCAUCCCUUCUAAUAAAUACUAGAUUAUUAUUUUUUCCUAUUUUAAUAGGGGUUUUCUUCUGACAAAUAGCUUUACAAUUUUGAACACUCGGCAGAAACGUACAUUAAAACUUGCAAGUUAGAGAUUUAAGAGAGACAAAAAAAAUAAUUGAUUUUUGUAGACUUAAGAUUUUAAUUAAUCCCCAAAGUUUUCUUCAGGCUGCCUUGAAACUUUGAGUUCUGUUAAUUUUCUUUUGCUUUUUUGUGUUUUCGUUUGUUUUUACUUUUGCAUUUAAGACCAAUUAAAUUUGAUUUGGUUUUGCUCAA